AGAGGCAACGCUGUCAGGCCAAGCAUUUCUGUUUGCUGCUACAAGAGGAAGGCAGAGGAACAAAUUGAUUACCGUUUUACACCUGGGAUUCUAAACUUCUCAAGCCUGGACACACACCGCAAUAUUUCAGCCAAGACAAUGACAAGAGGUUUCAUAUGGCAACAAACUUCAGCUCUGUAAAUCAAAAAAAAAGGUAGUGAUUGGUCAUAAAAAAUGGACGAUUUGAAGAACCAUGUGGAGUACAGUGCUAAAGACCAGCCUGUGAGGACAGAACUGGGAUCACGCUGUGUGGUUUUUACUUAUUAUCAGGGGGAUAUUAACAGUGUCGUAGAUGAACACUUUUCUAGAGCUCUAAGGAAUACAAAAGACCCCCAGGACUUGAGGACAAAAAACAGAGUUGAUGACUAUGUUCAAAAGAACAUGAGUAGCAUGCCUCCAGGUGAAAUGGGCUGGAUCAAGCCCUAUACAUCAAACCCUUCUUCUACAAUGACACCUCCUGUUUUAACAACGUUAAUACCUCCUUCAGAUCACUACCCACCAUCUGUUUUCCAAACCCAUGCUGCACCUCCAGAUCUAUAUCAUUAUCAUCAUAUGAGCUCUCCCAACCAAAUUAAUUCAGUGUAUCAUCAUCAUCAUCAUCAUCAUCACCCCACAAUACCCGAAUUCCCAGUGCAGGGAACAGGGUCUGAUGGAAAAUAUGGUUCCCUUCUUAGUCUUCUACAACAUGAAAGAUAUCCAGUACCUGUCCAAGAACAAAUGAUGAAGCCUGAUGCCAUCACAUCCACAGAAGCUGGGCCUUCUGAACAAGAAAGCAUGAACCAAAGGAUGAAUUCACAAUCAGGCCUACAUCAUCAAGAGAGAAGAAAAGAUUUUUUCCACCCCCAAGAAAGAAGGAAAGAUAUAUUUUAUUAUUAAGUGUACAGUUUUCAUUACAAGCAUUAAAUGAGAUUUUAUUGGACCUUCUGUAACAUACAAUGUAUAUUAUUUUUAUUUUCUUGAAAGUGUAUAUUAAAGUUGGAUGCCUAUUA
This is a messenger RNA of Spea bombifrons (plains spadefoot toad), 1028 nucleotides long. It is a transcript of the gene VGLL1, whose product is annotated as vestigial like family member 1. Lineage: Eukaryota; Metazoa; Chordata; Amphibia; Anura; Pelobatidae. Gene Ontology annotation, cellular component: nucleus. The record is from RefSeq and is a predicted model, not a curated record. Gene Ontology annotation, biological process: regulation of transcription by RNA polymerase II. The transcript has 4 exons. The coding region runs from base 214 to 915 and encodes 233 amino acids.